Rotaria socialis is the source of this 1683-nucleotide messenger RNA. NCBI's taxonomy places the organism in Eukaryota, Metazoa, Rotifera, Eurotatoria, Philodinida, Philodinidae. The record is from the annotation of a GenBank genome assembly.
AUGAUUCGAAAUUCUAUUAUUAAUCAUUCUCGAUGGUUCUUAUUUCCAUCGUUUUUUGUUCGUUAUCUUAGCAAUCAGAAUCGAUCAAUAGAAUUCAAUAAUAAUCGAGAACAAAUGUCAGAUCAUAUUCGUACACAUAUUGAAUCUAUAUUAAAAACUUCGUCUGCUCUAAAUUAUUUAAUUAGCUUAAAUUCUACAAAUCAACAACAGCUCUUAUCACUAACCAUAUCGAUUGAACAACUUCGUGAUAUACUUUUUUUUGCCUAUGAACAUAACAUUAAACUUAAUUUAAUAGUAAAACAUUUAAUUCAAUGUGUUUCAUCGAAUGCGAAUCAUAAAUUGGAUUCUAAUCUGUUCAUUGAACUUAUGAAUCUACUUGUUCUUCAUCAACAAAAAUAUUAUGAUAUUACAACAAAAGAUCCGAAUGAAAUAUUACAAAAAUUUAUUAACCAUUUAGAAUUGAGUUUAACUAAAGAUCAAAUUAAAACAAUUUCAUUGACUGAUCUUAGUCUCCUUUGUUCAGCUAUGUAUCGUUUACAAAUAUCAUUGAAAAAUGUUAAUCUGCUCGAUUAUAUUGCUCAAUAUUUAAUUGAUGAUGAAAAGAAAAAAUAUCUCUCUGCAGUUGAUAAACAAAAUUUUAUCAAAAUGUUAACCUUAUCAAAUUAUGGAGAAAAAACUGUAGCUGAAUCAUUAGCAAAUCGAUUCAAUCAAUCAUUUGAACAACAUAUGCGACCGAAUUUACACUUGUUGAGUUAUGAAAUCGUUCGAAUGACAAUGCGUAUUGGAAUUUAUUUUUCUAUGUUUCGUUUUUAUUCCGAUCGAUUUUUUGAAAACUGUUGGAAAUUAAUCGAAUUAGAAUCGAAUUCAUCGAUGCCAUCAUAUCGUGCUAAAGAUAUUAUUCAAAUAAUGAAUACAUUGAUUUACAUGGGUUAUAUACGAAAAACAAGUUUAAAAUAUCUCGAUCUGAUUCGUACUCAUCAACAAAUGAAUCAAUUUAAUGGCAAAUCAGAACGUCUCGUUGAUGUCCUUGCACCUUUGGCAAUGAUUAAUUGUUUUCCAGAGGAUUUAUUAGAACAACUGUUUACCAAGGAGAAUUUAAAUCGAUUGACCGAAUCACGAAUGAAAGAGAAGUUGUUCUUUAUUUCUCAAUCAUAUAGAAUUGUUUGUGCAUCAUCACAACGAUCACUUCUUGAUCAGAAUUAUCUUAAAACAUUGCCACAUCAUUUAUUUGGCUCGUGGGAAAUAGAAAAACGAAAACGACCUUAUUUUUCUAUUGUAAUGCAACGAUUAUUAGAAUGUGUACCUGAUCGGCUCUGUGUAAAAAGCGCUUUUCUAUUGAAACAUUUCAAAAGUCCAGACAUUAUUAUCUGCCUCAAUGCUAAACAACAACCACAAAUCAUUCCAAAUGGAACAAUGAAGAAUAUUUCUACUUUCACAGAAGAUGAUUGUUCAGUAUUCGCACUUCAGGUCCUUAGUGAAGAAGAAUUAUGUACCAAUGAAUCAUUUCGACCUCUUGGUUUAUUCUAUUCGAAAGCUCAUCAAUUGAAAAAAUUAAAAUACAUACCGGUUAUUGUCUAUCCCAAUGAUUCGUUGCAUCAAAUAAAAACAAAAAAUGAAGUAUUUGAAUGGAUUGUGCAGCGUGCACAAAAAACAGAAUUAUUGUUAAAUGAAAACUUGUUAUAA